This is a messenger RNA of Cetraspora pellucida, 2139 nucleotides long. NCBI's taxonomy places the organism in Eukaryota, Fungi, Glomeromycota, Glomeromycetes, Diversisporales, Gigasporaceae. The record is from the annotation of a GenBank genome assembly.
AUGAAAUCUCGAGAAGCUCUAUUUAAAGAAUCAACUUUCGAGCUUAUUGUACCUAGUGGUAUAGUAAACUGUAACGAAGAGGAAUUUGAGAACAUUUUUACUUCAACAGAAAGAACUUUAGCAUUUUAUGACGAACUUCUCUACUUUUAUCUUAAUAUCUGCCUUCCCAGUGAUUCUGGCAUUACUGAUAAAGAAGCAGCUAAAUUGUUUUUCCAACAACUUGAAAUAUUUGUUGAAGCAUUAAUAAUCGAUGCAAAUGCAUCUACUUCGAAUUCAACCCCUACUGCACCUCCACCGGUAUAUCGUUUACCUCCGGGUAAAUCUCGUGAAACUUCUACAGCGACUUCACCUUCAAUACCAAGCACUCCUUUACCACCACUUAUGGACAAGAAACCAUCUAAACCACCAGAUGGUACAAUAAUAUAUUCUUAUUUAUAUAAUCAUAAAUCAAAGGAUUAUCAAAUGUUGGUUUUUGAAAAGAAUGGAACCUGGUCAUGUUUAGUACAAUUGAUGGUCCCUGUAGCAUAUGUAAAAACUCGUGCUCAAAUUCCGGCAUUAGCUCUUAAUACGACUAUUACGCAAACUCAUCUAUCAGUAGAAUUAAAAGAUAUUGGAUUGUCAUAUGAUUCUGAAACAUCUAAUGGCGAGAAUUUUGGCAUGACGAAUUUAUUAGAAGGCUUAAAUUAUGAUCCAUCGUUCGAAUCACCUACAACGAGUCUACUACUCCCAACAAAUCGUAUAUUCAAUAUUGAACCUAGACGUUUAUCUUUAAAUUUAAGCACGAAUUCUUCUCCUCCAUUGAAACAUAAUAUACGUAAAAUUUUAUCUAUAAAGUCAGCACUCAAUGUACGCAUGCGGACUACUAGUGUAUCUCCUUUAGAUCAUGUGUUAAUGAUGUCAGUCGAAUUGGAGAAUAACACAGAUGCAGGUUGCUCAUUUUCUGUUGAGGAAGUUAAAGUAGAUAUUGAUCAUGGCUUUGUGACAAAAUACGAUUGGGAAUCAGCAAAUAAACAAUUGGAAAAAUUUCCAAUAACGCUUCAUCCUGUCGACCAAGUUACGUUUUUAUAUAGCAUUACGAUUUUAGAUGAUUUAUCACUUCCAAAAUUGUCUUCACAAUUUUGUCCUACGCCACAACCUCACUCUAGACCAACAUCUCGUCGUACUUCUGUAUCAUCAGUAUUUUCGAUCACUUCUGGUUCACCUAUUACGGAAGAGCGUCAACGUCAUGUCUCAAUCGUUGCAAGAGGAUCACCCAUUCUUAAUGGAACAAAGUGUCGGAGCAUUGAGUCAAGAUGGAAUUGCAUGCUAGAUUUAACUAAUCUACGAAGACGUGAAGAUUCUUUACCAUUACCCAUGCCAAAUCAAAAACCUACAUCACAAAACGCCAAAACAGGACAAUCUAGGGGCAACUCUUUAUUCUCACCCACUGGUUCAUCAACACCAACCAAUUUCAAAGGGUUCCAUUCAUCAUCAGAUUCUAACGGAAAAGUUAAAAAACCAGCAAACCUUCCCACCAUACCUGACCAUAGCACGGUUGGUAAUGGUAUUCUCACUGGAGGUAGAGCACCUAUGACAUCCAGACCUAUGGAGAUGGAAGUUGGAGAUGGAGUUGUUGUUUCCUUUUUAGGUAAGCUGUUCACAAUACAUAUUUUCUUUGUCAAUAGAUCGAAGCACGUUAGGAGAUUUACGGUGCUAGUACCCAAUAAAAAACGACCAAAUGAGAAGGCUAUCAAACGCAUAUCUGUACCACCAGCGACAGUAAAACUGCAAAAUUCAGCCGAUCUACUUAUAAGUAGUAGUCAAUCAAAUCAAUUAGAACCAUUUAUGGAUGAAUCAGAUUUCAUAAGAAAAUUCCUAGAACAUGAAACACCAGAUUCUGAUAUUAUUUGUUUAGAAAAUAAUGUUCGAAUCGGACCAUUGAAUCCUUCAACGUGUGAAUCAGUUGCAUUACAUUUCAUUGCUAUUAAAGAAUCAAUGCAUAUUAUUGAUUUAGUUCAACUUGUGGAUAAUGAUACUGGUUUCAUAACAAAUCUUAGAAAUGUUUUAGAAAUUUAUGUUACAAAGCCAGUUACAUCCAAAAAGGGUAAAAAAAUUAUUGAUAUUUCAAGUGGUGGUAUGGAAGUACAAGUUAAUGGGUAA